Molecule: messenger RNA, 3731 nt
Organism: Lucilia cuprina (Australian sheep blowfly)
Lineage: Eukaryota; Metazoa; Arthropoda; Insecta; Diptera; Calliphoridae
Product: zinc finger protein 107-like
Exons: 2
Coding region: 29-3529 (1166 amino acids)
Cellular component (GO): nucleus
Molecular function (GO): DNA-binding transcription factor activity; zinc ion binding
Source: RefSeq, a predicted model, not a curated record
UCGAAAUCACAAUAUAAAUAAAAAUACUAUGAUGGAUAAUUGUGUGGUUUGUUUGUCAACAAAUGACGAUACAUAUUCUCGUAUUUAUUUUCAAGCAAUUAAGUGGCAAGAAUAUCGAAUUCAUUGUAUUAUAAAAAAACACUUGAGGUGGUGGUAUAUGAAACAAACAUCAGCCCAUGGCUCACCAUGGAUUUGUCGUCAAUGCUGGCAGGAGCUGUCCAACUUUCAUGCAUUUUAUCUAAAGGUAAAAAAUGUACACAAACAAUAUGAUUUGCUAAAGUGGCCGCAGCUGAAAAGUUCUAUUAAGGAUAAUGAUGAAUAUGUGUCUAAGACAAUAUUUUUAUAUCCUGUAAAAGAAGAAUUUAAGCUCAUUGAUAGCACACUAGAAACAACACUAGAGGAAGAUUUGGUGCCUUUGGAUAAAUUUAAAACAAAUAUUCAAAAUAACAAUUCAGUAGUAAUUAAUGAAAAUAUUGAAAUAAAUGAACUACCGGUCAUAGAAUCUGUUAAAGAUGAAGAUUUACCCGAAUAUAGUGAUGACGAUGGACAAAGCAAUAGUGUGGAUAAUGAUUCGUGGGAGAAUAAUUUGGAUGGCAAUGUCUGUAAUAAUGAGAUAACUACAGCGAAGAGAAAAAAAGAAACAUCUAACAAACUUGUUCUUAAAACUGGUAAAUCUCAAAGGAUUUCACACAAAAUCCCUAAAAAGCAAAUAUCUCCAAAUAAGAAUAUCGAUUCGAGGGCAAAAUUAGAAAUAACACGAAAGAAUGAUGAAUACUUAGCACAAAGCGAAUAUAAACUUUUUUGUCAUAUUUGCAAUAUACCACUUCAAGAUUUUCUAAAACUAAAAACCCACUAUCGCCUUGAACACCAAACUCUCGGCUAUGCAAUGUGUUGUAAUAAGAAAUUUUACAAUCGCGGACCACUGGCCGAUCAUUUGCGAGUUCAUGAAAAUCCAAAUUUCUUUAAAUGUACAAUUUGUCAACGUAUUUUGGCUCAUCGCUUGAGCUACGAAAAUCAUCUUGAAUUUCAUAAACAGGAGAACAAGACGCGUGAAAGAAUCUUUCGGUGUGAGAAAUGCGAUAAGUCAUUCUUUAAAAAAGCAGUCUACGAUCGACACAUACUGUCACACGUUCCCGAAAAGGAUCGAAAAUUUCAAUGCGAUGAAUGUGAUAAGAAAUUUGCAGCCGAAUAUUUGGUUAACCAGCACAAAGCUUUCGCUCAUCUAAAUAAGUACGGAAAAAUAUGCGAUAUUUGUGGUAAAACAUUUCGUGAACGUUUCUCUUUCACACGCCAUAUGGCUGAACAUAAUGGUAAACCGCCGGAGAAAGUUCCAUGUGAUAUUUGCGGAGUCGAAUUAACCAGUAAAUAUCUAUUGAAUCGUCAUAAGAAAAAAAUGCAUACAGAAGAAAAUCAACAAGAGCAAAAAUGUCCCUACUGUUCUAAGGUAUCACCCAAUAUGCAUGCCCAUCGUCAACACGUAAACUAUGCACAUACAAUGAAACGUAAACAUGCUUGCAACAUGUGCGAGAAGAAAUUUAAACGGCCAUUGGAAUUGAAAGAACACUUAAGUACCCAUACCGGUGAGCCAUUGUAUACUUGUCCCCAUUGUACGCGAACAUUUAUAUCAAGUGCAAAUAUGCAUAAACAUCGUAAAGCAUCCCAUCCUAAGGAAUGGCAAGAGUCAAGAUUAAAAAAAUUAAAUGAUCAAAAAUUAAGAGAACUAACAAUUAAAGAACAUUUAAAUCGCUGUGCCACCACAAAUGAUGACGUUGCAACCAUUUUAGAAUGUUCUCAAGAAAAUGGUAUGAAACAAACCCAACAAAUGGACAAUUGCAUAAUUUGUUUAGAAACUAAUGAGGAUGAAACGUUUUCCCGUAUAACUUCUAUGUCCAGCGAAUGGAUUGAAGGAAAUAUACAACGAAUAAUUGAAAAACAUUUGUGGUGGUGGUAUUUAAAACCUUCAUUUGUGAAAAAGGAUUUUCUCCCGUGGAUUUGUCGUCAAUGUUGGCAGGAAAUAUCAAACUUUCAUAGAUUUUUUUGUAAAGUCGAAAAAGCGCACAGAGAUUAUCAAACUAUUUUAAUAUCUCUGGAGCAAGCAAGUUCCGGAAAGGAAACUAGCAAUGUCAACGUUAAACAGGAAUCAGAGAAUGAGGUGGAAUAUUCUGCCAAAGUUCGCGAAAAAUUUAAAACUCGCAAAAAAUUUAAAACCAUUGAAAAUGAUGAUAUGAAUCUGUUAGAGGUUAAAAGUGAAUUUUACUUUAAUCCAGAUAAAAAUGAUGGCCAGUUAGAGGAAGACGUUUUAUGCUUUGACGCAUUAGAUGUACAAACUUUUGAAGAUUGCAAAGAAGUUUCGGAUGAGUUAGAAAGUGAUGAAGACAAUAAGCGGCAUACAAAAAAAUCUAGAAAAGUAAACCAACGAGAAAAGACUAAACGAAAUACCCAAAAGAAAUUAAAACAAAAUAAGGCCAAGGAAGAGCUGAAUGGUAACUCCAUAAGUGAAAACGUUAAAUCUGAUAUUUUCACUGAUAAUGAACAUAAAUUGGAAUGUUGUAUUUGUAAUGCAACUCUUGAAGAUUUCCGAGCAGUUAAACAGCAUUAUCGUAAUGAACACAAUACUAAGGGUUAUACCAUGUGUUGUGGUAAAAAGUACUUUAAACGUUGCUUACUCAUCGAUCACUUAAGAGUACAUAAAGAUCCAAAUUAUUUUAAAUGCACAGAAUGUGCAAAAGUGUUUGCCACUCGCCGAGGCUUGGAAAUGCAUUUGGAAAUACAUCAAACCCGCGAACGCAAAUUUAACUGUGAUGAAUGUGGCAAAUCGUAUUUUAAGCUACACGUCUUUGAACGUCAUAAAUUAAGCCAUGUGCCAGAAAGUGAAAGACACUAUAAUUGCUCGCAAUGUGAUAAGAAAUUCGCUUCCGAUUAUUUACGCCGUCAACAUGAAGAUUUAACACAUGAAAAGAAAUAUGACAAAAUUUGCGAUAUAUGUGGCAAGUCAUUUCGCCACCGUUUUUCUUUUGCACGUCACAUGGAAGAACACGAUGGAACGACGCCCACCUUGGUAUCCUGUGAAAUAUGUGGUGCUAAACUAACCAAUAAAUACGGUCUAAGACGACACAUGAAAAUGCGACAUUUAGAAGAAAAUAUGCAGGAACAGAUAUGUCCCUAUUGCUCUAGGGUUUCGCCAAAUCUCAAUGCUCAUCGUAUGCACAUAAAGUACAAUCACACCAUGCAGCGUAAACAUGCUUGCCAUUUGUGUGAAAAGGCUUUUAGACGCCCUCUGGAGCUGAAGGAACACUUAAGUACUCAUACCGGUGAAGCAUUGUAUACAUGUCCACAUUGUCCUCGUACCUUUAUAUCAAAUGCUAAUAUGCAUAAACAUCGAAAAAUAGCUCAUCGUCAGGAAUGGGAAGAGGCACGUUUGAGAAAGUUAAAUGAAAAGGGUAUGAAGUGCGUGAACGUCUCCGAAACUCUGCCCAGUGUUGUGGACGAAAUCCAGAAAUGUCCAGAAAAUCUAGUGUAUAUAGUGUAGAUAGAGGUGUAUUAAUUUUUUUGGUAAUUACAUAUUAAGAAAAAUACAUUUUUGAGUUAUCUACAAUUAAGUAAUUUUUGAAUGUGAUAGACUAAGCUGUAGACUAUAUUAUUAUAUAAUUAUUAAAAUUUCUAACGAAUUACCGAAAUAGUUCUUUAUGCUCUUCUAAAUUUUUUUUUUAAUAUUUUGGUAAGAGUCCAUC